This is a messenger RNA of Vigna umbellata (rice bean), 1888 nucleotides long. RefSeq lists its product as uncharacterized. NCBI's taxonomy places the organism in Eukaryota, Viridiplantae, Streptophyta, Magnoliopsida, Fabales, Fabaceae. Gene Ontology annotation, cellular component: cytoplasm. Gene Ontology annotation, biological process: mRNA destabilization. Gene Ontology annotation, molecular function: mRNA binding. The record is from RefSeq and is a predicted model, not a curated record.
UUCUUUCUCCUAUUUCUAGGGUUUAUACCUUUCAAUUUUCUCUCUUCUAACCUAACAACACAUUCAAUUCAUCUUUCUUCAUCUCUUCCUCAAUUUUCCAUCAAUCCUGGGAUCCUGGGCUACGCAUCUUCGUCUUCUCUCUAACAUCUCUGUUUCUUCCUCCGAUUCAGGCUCGCCAUUAUCGUAAACAUUCAUAUAUUAUUCAUGAUGGACCGUGGCAAGAGAUUCCAGAAACUUCAAUACGUCCCUAAAGGAACUAUAAAAGGAACUACAAGUCAUAGUCAGCAGCGGAAGGAUGAAGAUGUGGUUUCUAGAAAAGAUUGUAUCUCAUCCGUUUCAACAUCAUUUGUGCCCUCCUCUGGAGACGAUGCUGGCGUUGCAGGUGUGAAUGAAUCAGAAACUCUGCCUUGUUAUGCAUCAGUCCCAACAUCUAUUGGUGUGCAGAGCCAAACGGUCAAGGGUUCUGUAAUUGCAAAAACUCAUCCAAAAUCCCCUGGUCCAAUGAAGCCGAAUAACUUCAAGUCUACACAUAGAAAUGAGAGUUUAACCAGCACAAUAUAUAAGCCCGUGACUAAUACAGAAAAAGAUAUCAAAAUUAUAAACAAGGCUCCUCAUGUGCAUUCUAAUUUUACAGCAGCUACCUCUCCAACUACAUAUCAGCAGCACGUAGGAAAACUUUCAUCUUCAGACACCUCAGGAUGUCAUAUGUUUCCCCCCACAAACUACAGGCAAAAUUCUUCUGACUACAUUCGAAAUACCUCUUCUACCAACAGACCAAAUGGGAGAGUAUCUAGUUUAAAUGAUCGACCUGUUUCAAAUGACAAAUUUAGGAAUGGAGAAUCUGAAACGUCAAAGGAAAUGACUCGGGGACCUCGGGGUCAUUACAACUAUUUUCUUCUACCACCAUCUAUUGUUAAUGAUGAGUUUGAAACCACAAUGUCUAGAGACCAAUAUAACCUGUCAGAUUUCCAAACUGAAUACGAAACUGCUAAAUUUUAUGUGAUUAAAUCUUUUAAUGAAGACGACGUUCAUAAGGGUGUUAAAUAUAAUGUUUGGACAAGUACUCCAAACGGAAAUAGGAAAUUGAACACAGCGUACCUUGAUUCAGAAGCUAAAUUGAGACAGACAGACACGAAGUGUCCAGUAUUCCUUUUCUUCUCAGUUAAUGCUAGCGGACAGUUUGUUGGAGUGGCUGAGAUGCUUGGGCCGGUGGACUUUAAAAAAGACAUGAACUUUUGGAAACUUGACAAAUACAAUGGUUUCUUCCCAAUUAAGUGGCACAUAAUAAAAGAUGUUCCCAACAACCAGUUUGUGCAUAUCAUUCUUCCAAACAAUGAGAACAAGCCUGUAACUUUCACUAGGGACACACAAGAGAUUGGACUGAAGGAAGGUCUGGAGAUGCUGAAUAUUUUCAAAAAUUAUUCGGCUAAGACAUCUCUCUUGGAUGAUUUUGACUUUUAUGAGAACCGAGAAAAGUUAUUUCGUUCUGAGAAGAAAACUAUGCAUACAAGGCCAGAACAGGGAGCAUAUGGUAAUGCCAAUUACCAAAAUACUUUCAGGGCAAGAGAGAAGAAAACAGAGAUUCAAUCGAGUGCUGCCGUGCAAGGUAGUCUGGUCAAACUUACAAAGAAUCUUUCUCUCAAUUCCUCUGGAAAACAAGGAUUCAGAUAGCAAGAUUAGUGGAGGGCCAGAGGAGAAAACAGAGCCGAUGAUAUUUACUUGUGCUAGUAGGCAUUUUAGAGUUACAGACAUGCAGUUAGACUUUCUUAGUAUUAUAUGACCAUGAUUUGUGUGAUAUGCUCACAAGAUAACCACGACCACAUUUUAUAUUACUUGGUUUGCCAUUCGCAAACGAUCUUUAAAAUGAAUCUAUUGAGGUAUGAAUUUA